Messenger RNA from Erinaceus europaeus (western European hedgehog), 3323 nucleotides. Its product is annotated as protocadherin alpha-2-like. The transcript has a single exon. Gene Ontology annotation, molecular function: calcium ion binding. The record is from RefSeq and is a predicted model, not a curated record. Lineage: Eukaryota; Metazoa; Chordata; Mammalia; Eulipotyphla; Erinaceidae. Gene Ontology annotation, cellular component: plasma membrane. Gene Ontology annotation, biological process: homophilic cell-cell adhesion. The coding region runs from base 74 to 2614 and encodes 846 amino acids.
UUAAGCAGAGGGUAAGAUUUUAAAUUGUGCAGGUCAUGAUUUUCUAAUUUGAUCAACUCACUGAAGAUUGGUAAUGGUGUCUUCUAUGAGAAAGGACCGGGAGGUCGGGCAUCUGCUGUUGUUGCUUCUGCUCCUGGCUUUCUGGGAGGCAGGGAGCGGCCAGGUCCACUACUCGGUCCCGGAGGAGGCCAAACACGGCACCUUCGUGGGCCGCAUCGCCCAGGACCUGGGGCUGGAGCUGGCGGAGCUGGUGCCGCGCCGGUUCCGGGUGGCGUCCAAAGAGCGCGGGGACCUUCUGGAGGUGAAUCUGCAGAAUGGCAUUUUGUUUGUGAAUUCUCGGAUCGACCGGGAGGAGCUGUGCGGGCGGAGCUUGGAGUGCAGCGUGCACCUGGAGGUGAUCGUGGACAGGCCGCUGCAGGUUUUCCAUGUGGAGGUGGAGGUGAGGGACAUCAAUGACAAUACGCCAAUAUUUCCGAUGACAAUAAAGACUAUUUGGUUUCACGAAUCUAGAUUGCUUGAUUCGCGGUUUCCUCUAGAGGGAGCGUCGGAUGCAGAUAUUGGAGCAAAUGCUCUUCUCUCCUACAAGCUCAGCUCCAGUGAGUUUUUCUUUUUAGAUGUACAGACAAGUGAUGAACUGAGUCAGUCUUUGUCUCUUGUGCUGAAGAAAUCUCUGGAUAGAGAGGACACUGACCAGGUCGAUUUGUUACUUGUGGCUACUGAUGGGGGCAAACCCGAGCUCACAGGCUCUGUUCAAUUGCUUAUUAAGGUAUUGGAUGUGAAUGACAAUGAACCUGUUUUUGACCAACCAGUUUACAAAGUACAGUUGGUGGAGAACUCUGCAAAUGAAACGUUAGUGAUAAAAUUAAAUGCUUCUGAUGCAGAUGAAGGAUCAAACAGUGAAAUUUUGUAUUCAUUUGGCAGUGAUGUGCUCUCUACUAUACAGACCAAGUUUAAAAUAGACCGUAACUCAGGGGAAAUCAGAACGAAGGGGCAAUUAGAUUAUGAAGAAAUGAAAAGUUAUGAGAUUCAAGUCACUGCAUCUGACAACGGAAGUCCAUCAAUGUCAGGGCACUGUAAAAUUUCGGUAAAACUUCUUGACGUUAAUGAUAACAGACCAAAAGUCUUAAUAACAUCUCUUUCACUUCCGAUCCAAGAGGACGCUCCGCUGGGCACCGUGAUCGCCCUGAUCAGCGUGUCCGACCGAGACUCAGGAGCCAACGGACAGGUGACCUGCUCCCUGUCGCCGCACGCGCCCUUCAAGCUGGUGUCCACCUUCAAGAAUUACUACUCGCUGGUGCUGGACGGCGCCCUGGACCGCGAGAGCGUGGAGCGCUACGCCGUGGUGGUGACGGCGCGCGACGGCGGGGCGCCCGCGCUGUCGGCCACGGCGAGCGUGCGCGUGGAGGUGGCGGACGUGAACGACAACGCGCCGGCCUUCGCGCAGGCCGAGCACACGGUGUUCGUGAGGGAGAACAACGCGCCCGGCUGCCACAUCUUCACGGUGUCAGCGCGCGACGCGGACGCGGGGGAGAACGCGCGCGUGUCGUACUCGCUGGUGGAGCGGCGCGUGGGCGAGCGCGCGCUGUCGAGCUACGUGUCGGUGCACGCGGAGAGCGGGCGCGUGCACGCGCUGCAGCCGCUGGACCGCGAGGAGCUGGAGCUGCUGACGGUGCAGGUGAGCGCGCGCGACGGGGGCGCGCCGCCGCUGGGCAGCAACGUGACGCUGCAGGUGUUCGUGCUGGACGAGAACGACAACGCGCCCGCGCUGCUGGCGGCCGGCGGCGGCCUCGGCGGCGGCGGCGGCGGCCCGGGCGCGCUCAGCCCCAGCUCGCUGGUGGCGCGCGGCCUGGGCGCCGGCCAGGUGGUGGCCAAGGUGCGCGCGGUGGACGCCGACUCGGGCUACAACGCCUGGCUGUCGUACGAGCUGGCGCCCGAGGCGGGCGCGGCGCGCAGCCCGUUCCGCGUGGGGCUCUACACGGGCGAGGUGAGCACGGCGCGCGCCCUGGACGAGGCGGACGCGGCGCGCCAGCGCCUGCUGGUGCUGGUCAGGGACCACGGCGAGCCGGCGCUCACGGCCACCGCCACGCUGCUGCUGUCGCUGGUGGACGGCGGCCAGGCGCCCAAGGCGUCGUCGCGGGCCGCGGCGGAGGGCGCGGCGGGCGCGCGGGCGGCGCUGGUGGACGUGAACGUCUACCUGAUCGUGGCCAUCUGCGCCGUGUCCAGCCUGCUGGUGCUCACGCUGCUGCUGUACGCGGCGCUGCGCUGCUCGGCGCCGCCCAGCCAGGGCGCGUGCGCGGCGGGCAAGCCGGUGCUGGUGUGCUCCAGCGCGGUGGGCAGCUGGUCCUACUCGCAGCAGAGGAGGCAGAGGGUGUGCUCGGGGGAGGGGCCGCCCAAGGCCGACCUCAUGGCCUUCAGCCCCAGUCUACCUCCAGGUCCCAGCUCUGCAGAUUCCGUGAGUCUCACAAAUCUUAUUCACACUAUCUUAUUCUUGCCUUUAACAAUUUAUAAAUGUCUCUAUUUUCUCUUUAUUUUAAAUUACGUCUUUUUACUUAAUUGUUGUUGUAUCUCUUUAGAUAUACUUUUUUUAUUGCUACUAACUAGUUCAUUUACAUAAAAUUCCAGCUAUGCUUAGAAUUCGCUUAACUUUUUAAUACUCCAUUUACAAUAGUGUUUACUUCGUAACACACAUUCCAUUUAUAGGGCUUACCAUAUUGGAGAUAGUAUGUAAGUUUUCUUUGCAUGAUAGUCUUCGUAAGAUUUAUUAUAGUAAGCAUAGCCUUCUAUAUUUGGAAGUAUUGUGAAAGAUAAUUGCAAAACGUACAUCGCAGUUAUUUAUUUUCAAAGUUUCAUAGUAUCGUUAUAUAGAACUGUUUUAUCAUUAAUUUGUGCUAUGUUCUUGCAAAUUAAUUAUUUUGAUGUUUUCAUUAGGCCAAUCUAAUUUUAUUUUAAAGAAUUGUCUAUUACUUUAUUUUGUAUAAGUGAAGGGGACGAGCUUGGACCACUGCUUGACUCUGGGCUGUGUGUACUGGGAACUGAAAAUAGGUCUAUGUCUCCUGUCAUGAAAGUCUUAAGUUCUGACACUGAGAUAUGUCACUGGCCCGUCUAGUUAUUUUUUCUGUAAUAGCUGUGCAAUGACUUUUUCUUUAAAUUGAGCUCCAUAGUUGGCCUUGGUAUAAUUGUGAUAAACCUGAUAUUGCUGGUUAGCUAAUAAUGCUAAUUUUAGGGUCUUCAUUCACUUCUGAAAUAAAAAAAUUGGAUUGUAAAUUGUUAUCAAUAUCAAGACACUUAAUUUGUCAGCUUGAAUGUUUAUUGGUUAUCCAAAU